GAAAAACAUUAUUAAGUUAAACCCACGACUUGCCAUUGUUUUUUCUUCAUCCAAACUCUUUUUUGCUUUCGAUUUCUCUAAUCUGUGUUUCUCAUCAUUUCCACUCUUUGUUUUCCAGUUUUCACAUUUUCUUGUAUUCUGUCUGUCAAUUAAGGGAAAAAAAAAACUUUCUUUUAUUUCUGAAAACCAAUCUUUCUUCAUACCUUGAUUUCCGCUUGGCAAAAGAAACAGUGCAGAGGAUAGUUCACUGAAGCUACUUCUUUCUCUGAAGCUCUAUUUACUUUCUGGUAUUCACAGACAGAAAGAGAACUAUCAACAAAAAUGGCCGAAUCUCUUGCCUCUGCUGCUGUCGAAAAUGUGACAAACCAGACAAUGGAAUGCGCAACGCCCUAUCUCCGUUACUUUUUCUGUUAUGGAGAGAUUGUUCAAGAUUUCACGAAUCAACGAAACGCACUUAAAUUGAGGAAACAGAGGGUGGACACUCGUGUCGAUGAGGCUAAAAGACAAAUUGAGGUCAUCUAUGAGGACGUUGAGGACUGGCUUAAAAGGGCUGAGAAAGAACUGGGAGAAACCCAGAACUUGCAAGAUGAAAUAGAUCGCGUCAAGUGUUUCAAAUGGUGUCCUCAAUGGGGCUGGCGAUAUUGCUUAAGUAAGAAACUGGCAGAGAAGAUUCCUAUUAUCUCUCAACUUUUAGGGACUUCUAACUUUGCACAGGUGGGCUAUCGCGGUUCUCUUCAAGGAAUAGAGUUCAUCACAUCCACGGAUUUCAUGGACUCUGAAUCUUCAAAAUCAGCUUUCAACCAGAUCAUGGAGGCUAUAAAUGCUAAGCAUGUCAACAUGAUCGGACUGCACGGAAUGCCAGGAGCUGGUAAAACAACUUUAGCCAAAGAAGUUGGGAAGCAUGUUCGAGAAAAAAAGCUCUUUAAUAAAGUUGUGAUGUUUACCGUGUCUCAAAAUCCAAACAUCAACGAAAUUCAAGAUAAAUUUGCAGAUAUUUUUGGUUUAAAGUUUCAAACGAAAACCAAAGAAGGAAGAGCAGAAGAGUUAUGGUUGAGAUUGAGAGUUGAGAAGGACAUCCUCAUAAUUGUCGACGAUCUCUGGAAAGAAUUCAAAUUGGACAGUAUCGGAAUUCCAUUCGGUGUUGAACAUGAGGGUUGUAAAAUUCUUCUGACCACACGUCAUCAACAAGUCUGCACUAAAAUGAACUGUCAGAAGAAAAUUCAACUUGGCAUCUUAUCCGAAGACGAAGCAUGGGUUUUAUUUCGAGAUCAAGCUGGUUUAGAAGGUAACAAUGUCGCCUUGAAUAAUGAAGCCAAAAAGGUUGCUGCUCAAUGUAAGGGAUUGCCUCUUGCAAUUGUAGUCGUGGCCAAAGCUUUUAAAGGUGAGGGUUUAGAUUUAAAUGGGUGGAGAGCCGUAAAUCAGAGAUUCAAGGACUCAAGGCAUUUGGAUAAUGAAGUUUUCGGAGAUGUCCUCCAGCCUCUUAAGCUUAGCUAUGAUUAUUUGAAGAAAGGUAAUAACCAAAUGACGGACAAUGACAUCCAAAUGUGUUUCUUACUGUGUUCCCUUUUUCCUGAAGAUACUGAAAUCCCUAUUGAGGAGUUGAUUAUGUGCGGAAUUGGAGUAGGAUUGUUCCCUAAUGCUAACUCGAUUGAAGAUAAAAGGAAUGAAAUUAGUAUGGCACUAAAAAAACUCCAAAAAUCUGGCUUGUUAUUGGAAACUGAUGGUGCAGAAAGGAUAAGAAUGCAUGAUGUGGUUCGAGAUUUUGCUCAUUGGCUAACAUCAACCGGAGAAAAUAGGUUCAUGGUAAAAGAUAAGUUGAAAGAAUGGCCUGAUAUGGUUGAAAAUUUUGAAUGUUAUACUGCAAUCGCUUUAUGGAAUUGUAGUAGUAACAUAAAUUUUCCUGACAAAGUGGAAUUUUCAAAGCUCAAGACUUUGUUUCUUAAGGGGGAGUGGAGCUGGAGGCGGGAUGUUUUGCUGGUGGUUUCCAGUACAUUUUUUGAAGAAAUGAAAGCUCUCCAAGUUUUAUUUCUCCAACAUGUCAGUUUCUCAGCAGAAAGAUUCCCUUCCUUACCGAAUCUCAAAACUUUGUGUUGUGUUGGUUGCGAGCUAAAAAACUUCUCAUCAUCACUGACAAAUCUUGAGAUUCUUGCAUUGUUAAAAACUAAGAUUUAUGGGAUAAGUGAAGAAUUAGUGAAAUUAUUUACACUGAAGUAUUUCCGUCUUUCUGAAGUUCAAUUUUAUGAGAAAUCAGAAAUCAGAAUCCACCAAUUUUAUGAGGAAUCACAAAUGAGAAUCCAGCCAAGCUUGGUAUCAAGGAUGACUUCAUUGCAAGAGUUACAUGUGCAAAGCAAAAACACUAUCAACUUAUUGGAGUUGAAUUCAUUGUCUUGUUUAACUGCGCUAUCAUUAGAACUUUCUACUGAUCAAUUUUUUCAUGAAGAUUUUGUGUUCCCUAAACUACAAAUGUACACUAUAGUCUGAGAGUUUUACCUAUGAUUUGGCGUUUAGGACAUUGAAAAUUCAUAACUUCUCAUCCUCAUUGAGUGCAUUUAGCAAUAUAUUUUACAAUGUGGAAAAGUUGAAGUUAAAGAAUGUUAGUGGACAAAAGAACAUCGUGCCAAGCAUAGGUGAAAUGGGAGUAAAUGAGUUGACUUCUUUGAAGCUUGAAUCUUGCAAUGAUAUGGAAUUCUUGACUGUUAUAACAAGGGAUCAGGGGCCAAGUGUUGCAUUCUCUAAUUUGGUGGAAUUAGAUAUACAAAGCAUGGUUUCAUUGAAAGGGUUGUGCUACGGUCUUUCUCCGACUAGGUUCUUGCAAAACCUUAAGCAAGUGAUCAUCAAAUAUUGUCAGCAGUUACAAGUGAUUUUUCAAAUCGAUGAACUUUCUAAAAAGGUGCGAUGUCAGAUACCACUUCUCUCAAAUUUAACAAUAUUAAAUCUAGAUUCAUUGCCGAACUUGAAGAGCAUAUGGAAAUUAGAGCCAUCACAUCAAGAAAUUGUAAACCUCACGAGACUAAAGGUUGUAACAAUUUCGAAUUGCAAUAAACUAGAAACAAUCUUCUCAGCUUGCCUAACUCAAAGUAUGUUGCAUCUACAAGAACUCACCAUAAGACACUGCAAUAGACUAGAGCAAGUCAUUGGAUUUGUCCAAGAAGAAGAGAUUAUUGAGAAUGAGUGUCCUCUUUGUUGCUGGCCGAAAUUGGAAAUUCUUCAAAUAGAAUUUUGCCAAAGUUUGAAAUAUGUUAGUGUAUACACUUUGACUCUAGGGUGUCAAUCCUUGAAAUCUGUUUCCAUACUAUAUUGUCCUAAACUUAUACAAGUCUUCAAUACGGAACAAAAUAAGUAUGGACAAGAUAUUCUUCUUCCCAGACUUGGAUCACAGGUACUUCUGUGUUUAAUUUUUUUAAAAAUUUGAAGAAAAUUGAAAUUUGAUUUGAAUUGUAGUGUUCAAUUCAAUUUUUUAUUGAAUUUAAAUUAAUUUUUAUUUAAAUCAAUUGUAUCAUAUUAUGAAUUUAUUUUAGUGGUUGGUUUUGACUAAUAAAUAUUAUUUAAUGACUGGAAUUUUUUGUAAAUUUAAUUUAUUUAAAGUUAACUGCAACUCCAUUGUUGAAUUUCAAGUAUCUCUUUUCGGAAUUUACUGCUCGGACUUUGGUGCAUUUGAAAUUUCUCAAGAUUAAGUAUUGCUCCUCUUUGGAACAUAUAAUUGAAGAAGUGGAAAAGGUGGAUGAAAGAUAUGUUUCAAACAUGAAAAAUCAUUAUCCUCUGUUCUGGCCAAAAUUGGAAAGUUUCGUGAUAAAAAGUUGUGAAAACUUGAAAUAUUUGUGUUCAAGUACAUUGGCUCAAAGGCUUCCCAACCUGAAUUAUAUCAAUAUAGAAGAUUGUCCUCGACUUACACAAGUCUUCAACAUGGAAACAAAUAAGGAUGAAUUUGAAUUACAGAAUCAUUGCUGGCCAAAAUUGGAAAUUCUUCAGAUAGUGAACUGCCAAAUAUUGAAGUAUGUGUUACCAAACACUCUACUUAAUGUGCCUUCUCUGCAAUAUUUAAUAGUGUCAAAUUGUCCCCAAUUCUCAUGCUUCAUUGUACAAGCUCAGCUCAUAGAGAUAUUGGCUUUUGGUGACGUGGGAAAUAGCCACCAAUUAUGCAACAUUGAUGUCCCUAUAUUGAAUGAAGAUUGUAUAGUAGUUGGGAAUCAUGAAGAAGUAUUUCAAGUUCAAGGUGGGUACUCAUUCUCAAGCAUAAAAGAAUUAUACUUGACCAAUUUAUUGGAAGUGCGGAUUAUAUGGAACGAUUUUGCUCAAGUUGUAACCCUUGAUAACCUUACAACUCUAUGGCUAAGUGAUUGCAAGAAGUUAAGAUAUAUAUUUUCACCUGCGGCGGCUCGCAGUUUAUCACAUUUGAUGGAUCUUUGCAUCAAGGGGUGUGACGAAUUAGAACACAUCAUUUUAGCCAAGGAUCAAGUUUCUUCAUCAUCAUCAAAUGCUGAUAUUGGCCUUCAACCUCUAAGCUUUCCAAAUUUGACUAAUAUCAUAGUUAAAAAUUGUGGAAAUUUAAAAAGUCUCUUUCCUUUUGGAUCUGUUCCUGUUCUUCCAAAACUUAAAAGUCUCAUAGUUAAAAGGAACUCUAAAUUGGAACAAGUAUUCGAAUUAGAAGAUGAGGUGGAAGUGGCAGCUAAAGAGGAGAUGAAAUUUGAUGAAUUAGAAGGGUUAACACUUGAAAGACCACCAGGCCUUAUUCACUUCUAUCCCAAACAAUAUCACGUUGUAUUGUCAGCAUUGGUAAAGUUAGAAGUAAAAGAUUGCCCGAAGUUGACUACUAGUUUCUUCAUUGAUUCAGAGAAAUUUGUGCAUUGCAUAACAAAGACACCCCAAUUGAUUGAGCAAGAUGCGAUUGAAGAGACUGUCACUAAUGCAAUUUUCAACAAGAAUAUAAAUUGGAGUCGGCAGUGAGGUGGGAGUCAACUACCACGCAUUACAUGAAAGGAUGGAUUAUUUUAGAACAGCUUUUAAAGCCAUGUUACAUAAACCAGUUUUCUUUAUAUAUUAAGAGGAUCGUAUAUACCCAUAUCCAAAUGGACAUGAAUGAAAAAUGGAAAAUGAAGAUUCGAAGAAUCAUAAGUUCAAAUAUAUGAACUAAAUGCAGGUGUGUUGAUAAUUGUGCUUCUAAUUGGUAUAAAAGCUUGCUUUAAUGGAGUUGUGAAGCAAAAGGAUAUAUCGUCUCUUACUUCCAACUAAUAACUUAGUUAAUUAUAGUUAUGUUUCACCUUUAAUUUACACUCUAGUAAACCAUUGUAGUGUUUGGAAUGAUGCAUUUUAACAAGUAUUCUUAACUUAUUAUUACGCUUCUAUUUUUAAUGGUUUUACAUAUAUAA
Molecule: messenger RNA, 5366 nt
Organism: Gossypium arboreum
Lineage: Eukaryota; Viridiplantae; Streptophyta; Magnoliopsida; Malvales; Malvaceae
Product: probable disease resistance protein At4g27220
Exons: 10
Coding region: 322-2481 (719 amino acids)
Molecular function (GO): ADP binding
Source: RefSeq, a predicted model, not a curated record